Molecule: messenger RNA, 2478 nt
Organism: Talaromyces rugulosus
Lineage: Eukaryota; Fungi; Ascomycota; Eurotiomycetes; Eurotiales; Trichocomaceae
Exons: 4
Coding region: 1-2478 (825 amino acids)
Source: RefSeq, a predicted model, not a curated record
AUGUCUUAUGCCUACAGAGAAAGAGAGCGUGAGUGGGAUGACUAUUCUUCACGGCCAUCUGACCAUCGUGGUUAUACUGUAAAACGCUACGUCGUUUCUUCCGAAGACAGCCGAGACCGCGAGCGCGAACGAGACUUUUUCCGCCGCGAUGACUCGGGCACUGGUGAUCGGGAACUUGUGAUUCGGCGCAGAACCGAGCCGCACGAGUCUGACUAUGAAGUGCGGCGCGAAUACCGCACAGAACGUGACUACGAACCCCGGUCAAUCCAUGAGCCUGACUAUCAGGUAGUUCACCGAUCCGAGACCGACCGGGAUCCUCGUGAUGUAGAGUACUACUAUCAAAGACGUGUUCGCGAGUACGACGACGACCGUGAGCGCCUAAGACGCGAGAUCAGCCCUCAUGAUUCCGUCUCACAGGCCAGCACCCGGAGACACCGUGACCGCGACCGUGACCGCGAUUAUAGCAGCGACGACAGCAUGGUUUACAUACGCAAAGAAACUCGCGAAUACGACGACGAGCCUCACCAUCACAAGCGUCACCUUGCCGAGGGUGCCGUUCUGGGAGCAGGUGCAAUGGAGCUCUUGCGCCAUCGCAGCAAGAGUCAGGGUCGCCAAGUUUCAGGUCCAGCUGGUCGAGUUGGCCAGGAUGUGGGUGCCGCAGCACUAGGUGCCGUUGCAGCUAACGCUAUCGACCACUAUCGCAGUAAGAGCCGACGCCGCUCUUCAUCCGUGGAGGAUGAUAGGAGCUCGCGGCAUACUCACCAUCGUCGCCACCGAUCUAGGCACCGCAGCCGCAGCCGGUCGUCGUCACAUUCGAGGGCCAAGACAUUGGCAGGUAUUGGCUUGGGCGCUGCAGCACUUGCUGGUGCUGUCGCUGUGGCUCGGAAGAAGUCGCAGAGCAACAAAGGUAGACGAAGUCGCUCGCGCCAUCGUCGUGACUCGCCCUCUCGCGGCGACGAUGCGCGUGCCCCUUCAAAGAACCGCAACCAACACAUAGCAGCCGCAGGUCUCGCAGGUGCGGCUGCAGCGGGCAUAGUCGAAAAAAUCCGCAGUCGAUCACGCUCACGCAAGGGAGAAAGCAGGUCAAGAAGCCGGAUCAGACAGGGUUUGCCAAUUGUUGCUGCUGGUUUGGGAAGCGCCGCUGUUGCCGGUCUCUACGAAAACAGAAAAGCCAAGAAAGAAGGAGAAGCAACAGGGCGAGCGCGUUCCCGCUCAGUAAGCCGCAGCAGAAGUGCCAACUUCCCGGACCCUGGAAAAGAGUCCAACGGUCUCAUCGAGUAUGGCCAGGAUCCUCUUUAUGGCAACAUCCCAGCAGCAGAUUACUAUGGCCGUCCAGCCAGCGCACAAGGUUACUAUCCCGAUGCAGUUGUCCCGGCCGGUGCUGGGGACUCGCACAAUCACCGUAGCCAAAGUCGGGGGUAUAGCCCUUCUGAGUCUGACUCGGACCGAAGCCAUCGUCGGCGACAUCGUCGUCAUCGUGAAAGAGAGCGAAGUGGCAGUCGUAUCCGCGAUUUUGCAGAAGCUGGUUUGGCAGCCGCUGGCUUGGGCUAUGCGGCAAACAAGUUCUCUGGAAAGAAGGAUCGCAAGGACAAGGAGCAUCGGAGACGAAGCCGACAUGAUAGUGGCAGAGAUCAUGACUCUUAUGAAGAACCAUAUGACCCGGCUCCCUACAUGCCAUCUCCUCCCCCGGCAGGACCAGCACCUGGAGGUGACAACUAUUACCCAUACACAAAUAGUUUCCCACCACCCCCAGGGGUAACGUCCAACCCGGGAAACUUGCCAUACCCACCAGCGGAAUAUGCACCACAUCCUGGAGCAGCACCGGGUCCCCAGCCACAAGGCUAUCCUCCCCCUCCAGGGCCGCCUCCUACCAGCGAACCGUACGCUCCGCAGCCGCGCCGGGCUGAUGAAAACGUGAGUGUCCCUUUUCUUGACGCGCAUCACAGACCAGAUGGUUUAAUGGGACAGCAUUCUACGCUAGAUGAGCCUUUGGGACACUCGAGGCAUCGCUCUGUUAGCCAGCCUGCGCCGCAACAACAAUCCAAGUCAGUUUCUUUUAAUUUUAACGGAGAGGAAAGGUCGAAUGCGGAGCCGCAGGCGAGCAGAGACUAUGCUGCCGAAAGGGGAUAUGAGACGGACGACAGUGACUCGACAAUUGAUGGACGGGACCGCAAUCAACAUUCUCAUCGCCAUCGAUCCCGGCGUUCUUCAGUUCCACACGCACACACUCAUAACAACACCACGGAUAUGAACAAUACUUCUUCUACUCGCAAUCACAAACCAGAACGACCGCCUGCUGAUAUUCCGCGAGACUCGGACUCGGAAUCGACGAUUGACUUGCCUGAUCGGUUCGAUGCACAAGGACGGAAGCUUCCCGAGAAAGACGAUGAUCCUCUUGCUGAUACUAUGGAUCAGUUCUUGAAGAGCGCUUUCAUGAACGACAAGUCUCAUUUACGUUCGACGAGUAAAGCCUGGUGA